Messenger RNA from Mobula hypostoma (lesser devil ray), 2373 nucleotides. Its product is annotated as solute carrier family 22 member 6-A-like. The coding region runs from base 43 to 1731 and encodes 562 amino acids. Lineage: Eukaryota; Metazoa; Chordata; Chondrichthyes; Myliobatiformes; Myliobatidae. The transcript is spliced from 10 exons. The record is from RefSeq and is a predicted model, not a curated record. Gene Ontology annotation, biological process: transmembrane transport. Gene Ontology annotation, molecular function: transmembrane transporter activity. Gene Ontology annotation, cellular component: membrane.
UCUGCCUCAGUACACCUGGUCUGCCCUCCUCCUGCUCAGACCAUGGCUUUUGGGGACCUCCUGGAGAUGGUUGGAGACCUGGGAAAGUUCCAAGCCAUCUAUGUCUUCCUGCUGUCGAUACCAUCCUUGUUCAUGUCCUGCAACAAUCUCCUCCAGAACUUCGUGGCCGCUGUCCCCGACCACCGGUGCAGGGUGCGGCUGGGAGGUGAGGAUUCGAGGUACCUCAACGUGACAGAGGAGCCACUGAGGGAGGAGUUUCUCCGGGUGUUCCUGCCCAUGGACCGGGAAGGGAGGCCGGACAAGUGCCGCAUGUACACCUCCCCGCAGUGGCAUCUCCUGGGCACCAACGAGACGCAGGGCAACGGGAGCCAACCUGACACACAGGAAUGCACCGAUGGGUGGGUGUACGACCACUCCCAGUUCACGUCGACAAUCGUGACAGAGUGGGACCUCGUGUGUGAUCGGAAGUCUCUGAAGCGGAUGGUGCAGUCCAUCUACAUGGCCGGACUACUGAUCGGAGCCAGUGUCCUGGGCAGACUGGCCGACAAGUAUGGCCGCCAAACCCUGCUGCUAUGGUCGCACUUCCUGGUCGCUGUGUCGGGGACGUGUGGAGCGUUCUCCUCCUCCUUCCCACUCUUCUGCUUCUGGAGAUUUCUGUUGGGGUUUGGCUUGUCGGGUGUCAUCAACAACACCAUAUCCCUCAUGGUCGAAUGGGUUCCAACCAGAGUUCGAACUCCUUCUACGAUGAUCCCUAACUUCAGUUACACGUCUGGCCAGCUCCUCCUGCCCGGGUUCGCUUACGCUUUCAAGGAUUGGCGUUGGCUCCAGCUCUUGGUCUCCGUCCCAUUCUUUGUCUUCUUCCUUUAUUCCUGGUGGCUCUCAGAGUCGGCCCGAUGGCUCAUCGUGAACGGCAAGGAACACAUUGCUCUAAAGCAGCUGAAGAGGGUGGCGAAGAUUAACGGUCGGGAGGCAGAAGGGGAGAGACUCACUGUUGAAAUUCUCAAGGCGAGUGUGGAGAGUGACCAGCUCGCUGCCAAGAAACAGAGUGUGUUUGAUCUGUUCCGGACACCAAUAAUGCGACGGAUCAGCUGUUGUACGAUGGUGGUUUGGUUUUCAACAAGCUUUGCCUAUUAUGGGCUGUCAAUCGAUUUGCAAGGGUUUGGAGUUGACAUUUACCUCAUCCAGCUCAUUUUUGGAGCCGUAGAUAUUCCAGCGAAGAUCGUGGCCUACCUGACACUGAGCCUGAUCGGGAGAAAAUUCACACAGAUCACCACACUCAUCCUGGCAGGGUCCACAGUGCUGGCAAACGCCAUUAUUCCUAAAGACCUGCAGACUGUCCGGACCUCGCUCGCUGCCUUUGGCAAGGGAUGUCUGGCAGCCGCCUUCAGCGGCUGCUACCUUCAUGCCAGUGAACUUUACCCAACGGUGAUCCGGCAGACGGGAAUUGGGCUCAUAGCUACCAUGGCCCGGAUGGGUGCAAUGGUGGCGCCCAUCAUAAGAAUGAGUGGCGAUUACAUCUCCUUUUUGCCGUCUACGAUAUAUGGCGGAGUGGCUGUAAUCGCAGGAUUAACUGCCUUCUUCCUUCUGGAGACACGGAACAUCCCGUUACCGGAAACGAUCGAAGAUGUAGAGAACAGAGCCAAGAAGAAUUCUAAAAAGGUCAGCAAAUUACGUAAUGAAGAUGUCCCACUGCAGGAAGCUCAAGAGUCGCUCAUGAAACAGAGGGUUUAAACAAACCCGACGUCCCAUCCAGACACCAUCGCACCCUGUGGCUAUCUGAAGGCAGGUCGUCCAUGAUGGUGUUGACAGGACAGGCUGGAUGGGUCGAAUGGACAGUUUCUUCUUCCGUUUCUGAUGUUGUGAUGUGGAUGUGCACAGAGAUUUUCUCACAAAACAAUCAAUAAAGUGAAGAGAAACUCUAAUUUCUCUGAAGCUCCUUUUAAAUUCCUCCCGCUGGUCUAACUCGCUGACGUCCACACACCUGCGCAGUCGUGCCUCGAUCAAAACAUCUAUGAAGGGGAAUGAACAGUCAAUGUUUUGGGGUGAGAGUCCUGAGGAAACACUGACUCUUUAUUCCUUUCCACUGGUGUUCCCUGUCCUGAUGAAUUCCUCCAGCAUUUUGUGCGCUACACCACAGAAGGCAUCCCGUUCGGAUCUACCACGGCUCGGUACGGGAACGGCUCUGCCCGUGACCGCGAGAAACCCCAGAGUUGCGGACACAGCUCAGCACAUCACAGGGACCAGCCUCCCCUCCGUGGACUCUGUCUACGUCUACACCUCCCUCCGCCUUGGUAUAAAGCAGCCGACAUAAUCACCCUCCCCAGACAUUCCCUCUUCUCCCCCCUCCCGUCGGACAGAAGAUACAAAAGUCUG